GUAUAUGCUCUUCACAUCAUUUAGACGGUCGCUUGGAUUGGAUAUACCGGGAAUGGGAUCUUCAGCGAGAGAUAAGAAAAACUUUAAAUUUUUCCGCGUUUAUGCCCUUCAAAGACUGCUCUUUAUCAUGAGGGAAUAAUCGAGCGAAAACAAGAACUAUUUUACUCAAAUGUGAAGAAUUAUAGUAGCUAUAGUUGAGACUGUAAUAAGUUCCUGGAAAGAAAUACGAAUGGGAUAAGCAAGUUUAAAAUAUUAUAUUCGGAACAUUUCCCUAAAUUAAUUUGGCAGAUUUACAUCUAAUAUUUUUUGGUCCAAUAUUUUCAGUCUAAUUAUUUAAAAUUUGUUUAAAAAAUAACCUUGUUUAAAUCUUGUUAAAUUGUUUUGUUAAUUCGGAUACAUAGCCUUUAUCAAAAGACUGCUAAAUCUAGCUCUUGUUAUACAUGAUUUAUAUUGGCCACGGUGUGUAAUAUUUUAGGAGGUGAAUCGGUUUUUUAAGGGGUUGCGCGUGUGUAUGGAGAUUGGCGCAGGCACCUGUGCGCAUUCAUUGCAUUUUAUCAGAGGCAGUCAUGGCGAAGUGGUUUAAAGAUUUCCCAACUAGUCUAAAGACCGGAUCCGACCGGAUCCGUUCUGCUUCUGAAUCUGGAACCCAGUCCCGUCCAAAACCGGUGCUGACAGUCGCCACUGGUUCGAAGGGGAGUUUGCGUAAAAAUUCAGCAGCGGACAACGUUGUUGGUGGUAGUGGUGUCGGCUCGCUGCUCCAUGGAAGAAAUCGCAAAAAUUCGGCCAUUGAGCUUGGACGGAACCAAUCAAGUACUGGUUCAACGAAAGACGGGAAGAUAUGGGAAAUCCUGAUCCCUGGAAAAAGUAAGAAGAAUACCAAAAUGGAGGGGUUUGAAGACCACCGCACACUGCGCACAACCAGUCUUGCUGAUGCGUACAUGAGCCGGAUGAUCAAGGUUAAUGAUCCAAAAUCUAGUACGGGAGGAUCAUCUCCAGACAGUGAGAGAGCAAAGUCACCUAUCAAAACAGAAACGAUGAUAAUCUUGGAGGACUAUGCAGACCCAUUUGAUGCAGAAAAAACAAGAGAACAGAGGGAAGCUGAAAGAGAAGGAGAGAAUGAUGGAUACAUGGAACCUUACGAUGCCCAGCUCAUUAUUACAGAGAUUCGCAGACGGGGCUCGAAAGACUUGCUGAAAGUGUGUGUGGUGUUGAACGGAGGCGAGAGCGAGGGGUCAGGACCCCCACAGAUCUAUGAUGUCCCGUAUGAAGAAGUUCUUGAGGGAAUUCCCUUGACCCGACCCGAGUCCGAUUCUAGACCACCUGCAGAGUAUGAACUGCCAUGGGAGUGGAAAAAAGAGCAGAUUGCUAGAGCACUGUCAGCUCAGUUUGAUGGAAUGGACCGUAUGUCUAAGGAAGAGUCUGGUUCUCCUGUUAAACAGCAAACCCUGAGACACAAAAGUUGGACCCCAAAAUCUCUUCGCCAGAAUCCCCCCUCCCCGACAUCCCUAUCAUCGCCCAGUAGCACCCCAGACAAUGAGACACCAAUUGUUGACCCCAAUUUGCCCCUGGAAAAACAAAGUUGGUAUCACGGCAGCGUUAGUCGUCAGGAGGCGGAAGCUCAGCUACAGCACUGUAAGGAGGCCAGCUUCCUUGUGCGAGACAGCGAAUCGGCUACCAGCAAAUACUCCAUCGCCCUCAAGACGAGUCAAGGAUGUGUUCACAUCAUCGUAGCGCAAACUAAAGAGUGUGGCUACACGCUGGAAAAAAGCAGCUGUGUGUUCCCAAGCAUUCCAGAAGUUGUACACCACUACUGCACCCAGCGUUUACCCUUUACGGGGGCAGAACACAUGACCCUGCUGCACCCUGUACCACGCACACACUGAACGCGCUUCUCUGGUGCAAAGAAAUGAAUGUACUAUACUGUGGUGCCUGCCAAUGCUAGCAAAUCACAUGCCAGCAAGCCAAAGCGUAAAACUCGUUUUUUUAACAAUGUGUAUGCAUAUUGAAAUAAGUAAUUUAAUAAGUGGGAU
This is a messenger RNA of Misgurnus anguillicaudatus (oriental weatherfish), 2030 nucleotides long. It is a transcript of the gene she, whose product is annotated as Src homology 2 domain containing E. The record is from RefSeq and is a predicted model, not a curated record. Gene Ontology annotation, molecular function: phosphotyrosine residue binding. Lineage: Eukaryota; Metazoa; Chordata; Actinopteri; Cypriniformes; Cobitidae.